CACGUUUCAUUUAGAGAAGUUGUACCCAGUUGUUCGGUCAUGUUGUAUGGAAUUCCCUGCUUGUUUCUUGUCUUUAUGAUUUGGGGCUCAGGUCAUGGUGGGCCCCUGACAGACCCUCACCCCAACAUCACAGACCAGCAGCUGUUUUGGGGCGCUGACCAGUACGACUUCUCUGUGGUGCUGCGUGCUGCUGGCCAGGACUGUUUCUGGCACUUUUCUCAUUAUGGAGAGACAUUUUACCUGAACUUCAUGGUCCAGUGGGUGACAGGAGUUGGCCAUGACAGACACCUCUCUGUCACCGUCAACGCCCCCAGUGGUUUGUUAGUGUCUACAGUUGAUGAUGCAAAGGGUCAGAUCAACUUUAAAGCCAAAGAAACUGGUUUCUAUCAGAUGUGUUUCAACAACUUCCAUAACCGCUUCGGCACCAUGCAGGUCUUCCUCAGCUUUGGUGUUUACUAUGACAACUAUAAAGACUCCUCCAUUGGCAAGGAGGAGGAGAAGAAGAAGAAGGAGGAAAUCAGCAAAGACCUGAACAACACACUGAGCGUUAUAGAGGGUGCAACCCACAAGGUGGAGAACUACAUCUUCCACAUGUUCCGCUACUACAGCUUUGGCCGCAUGAGGAAGAGCGCAGACUUCUUCCUGCUGCUGUCCAACUCACAGUACAUCACCUGGUGGUCGACAGCCCUCAGCCUGCUCAUCGUCACCUCUGGUUAUCUGCAGCUCCUCUUCCUUAAAAGCCUCUUUGUCAGUAAGACGACCACUGAGGAUGAGAAGCCCCGAUGCUGACAGACUCCAAGUCAAAACUUGAGGGUGUCUAAGAUGGAAAUGCAGCCACAAAUUAAGCUGAAAGAUUGUGAUGUGACUUGUCUUUCUGCUAUUUUAUUUGUGUGCUUGUGCUUCAUUACAAAACAUUUGAAUAAAGAUAA
Amphiprion ocellaris (clown anemonefish) is the source of this 929-nucleotide messenger RNA. It is a transcript of the gene tmed6, whose product is annotated as transmembrane p24 trafficking protein 6. Gene Ontology annotation, cellular component: Golgi apparatus; endoplasmic reticulum-Golgi intermediate compartment; endoplasmic reticulum. The transcript is spliced from 4 exons. The coding region runs from base 40 to 789 and encodes 249 amino acids. Gene Ontology annotation, biological process: endoplasmic reticulum to Golgi vesicle-mediated transport; Golgi organization; intracellular protein transport. Lineage: Eukaryota; Metazoa; Chordata; Actinopteri; Pomacentridae. The record is from RefSeq and is a predicted model, not a curated record.